Rhipicephalus sanguineus (brown dog tick) is the source of this 3952-nucleotide messenger RNA. It is a transcript of the gene nolo, whose product is annotated as ADAMTS-like protein 1. NCBI's taxonomy places the organism in Eukaryota, Metazoa, Arthropoda, Arachnida, Ixodida, Ixodidae. The transcript is spliced from 23 exons. The coding region runs from base 154 to 3600 and encodes 1148 amino acids. The record is from RefSeq and is a predicted model, not a curated record. Gene Ontology annotation, biological process: extracellular matrix organization.
GUGACCAUUCUGUAGCUCGGCAGCUGGCCGCUAGAAAAGAGAGAGCAUUGCGUUGCGAUGUAGUGUGGUGUUCUUGCGGAAAAGUGCGAGGAAAAGGCCCGGUGGACCGGCCGCUUUCUCGUGGCGAGAGCGUGAGCGCCCUGAAGGACGCUGAUGUUUCGGAACAUGUCCCGGAUGGGUCGGCACCGCCACCGGACACCGGCGCUGUGGGCAACGGUCGCGGUAAUCUUCUGGUCCUGCGGCUUGGCGCGCUUGGAGGCAUCUCCGAAUCCAGAGGAUGAAGACUCUAGUACAGAUCUCAGCAUCGUAGAUGUCGAUGGUUGGGGACCCUGGGGCAGUUGGAGUCCCUGCUCGAGGACUUGCGACGGAGGUGUAAGCAGUCGGUCCCGGCGAUGCCUAGCCCGCGGCGGAUGCGUGGGCGAAUCCACCAGAACGCGGAUCUGCAACAUGCAGGCGUGCCCGGAACCCGUGGACUUCCGGGCUGCGCAGUGUGCGGCCUUCGACCGGGUCCCGUACCGCGGCCGCCUGUACGAAUGGACGCCCGUGCAGGACCCCAGCGACCCGUGCAGCCUGACGUGCCAGGCGCGCCAGUUCAAGUUCAUGGCCAAACUGGCGCCCAGGGCGCAGGACGGCACGCGAUGCCGCGAGGGAGCGCUCGACAUGUGCGUCCAGGGAAAGUGCCUCCCCGUGGGCUGCGAUCUGGAGCUGGGCUCACUGGCUGAGGUCGACGAGUGCGGCAUCUGCGGCGGCAACGGAACAUCCUGCAAGGCGCCCAUCUUCUCUUGGGCCGAGGCACCAUUCUCUCCUUGCUCGGCAACCUGCGGUGGAGGCUACCAGGAGAGCCACCCAGUGUGCACGUCGUCAGACACGGGCGCCGAAGUGGACGACCGGCUCUGCGACGUGGACUCCCGGCCGGACUCCAGGGUCCGAGCCUGCGGAAGCAACCCCUGCCCACCUGGGUGGGAAAUGGGCGAAUGGAGCGAGUGCAGCGCGUCUUGCGGCGGCGGCAGGCAGGCGCGCAACGUGUCUUGUGUGCGGCCCUCAGCGGCUGUGGGCUCGGCCACGGCGGCUGUGGCUGACCACUUCUGCCCCGGACAGAGGCCGGUCGACACGAGGCCCUGCAAUGCGCACCCCUGCUCGCGUUGGACCGAGGGCCAGUGGUCACAGUGCUCGGCUACGUGUGGCGUGGGCACGCAGACACGGGCGGUGGAGUGCCGUGACAUUCGUGGCCGUAAGAGCCACCUGUGCGACCCCAAGAGACGGCCGCGGUCCAAGCAGCAGUGCUCGUCGGGAAACCCUUGCUUCUUCAAGGGAAAAGAGUUUGGAUCUCAAGAAGACGCUCCUCCUCAAGGUUUUGCACCCUUCAAUGUACCCUCCAAACCCCACCACCAGUCACCGGAACCAAGCUUCAUCGUCGGGGACUGGGGAUCCUGCAGCGUCACAUGCGGCGAUGGCGUCCAGAAGCGAUCCGUGGAAUGCAAGAUCUUUCUCGAGUUCUCCCGCACGAUGGCGAAGUUGCCCGACAAGGAGUGCACUGGCAUCCGUCCGGCAGAGAUGCAGCGCUGCACGAUGCGUCCUUGCGCCCUGGACCAAAACCGGGGCGAGUCCGAAGAGGACGAAGAGGCCGACGAAGAAGGGGACGGCGCUGAUGGCGUCGGCAUCGAGACCAAACCGGAAGCGCCAUACUCGUGGCGCUCAGCGGGGUACACGCCCUGCUCUGCCUCCUGUCUGGGAGGCAUUCGCGAGUCCUUGGUAGAAUGCGUUCGCAACGCGGAUGGCCAGCCGGUGAGCUACGUCUUGUGCGACAUAAAAGAAAAACCUGAGACCAUCACAGAGACGUGCAACAACAUGCCGUGCCCUCCAAGGUGGAACAUGUCCGACUUCACGCCUUGCACCAAGCCCUGCGGCGGCGGUUCGCAGUGGCGCAGCGUGCAGUGUGUGCACGAAGUCACCAGAGGCGUGGGGAACACACUCGUCGUCCACGACAGCCACUGCCCGGAUCCCAGGCCUCUGGAACGACGAAUGUGCAACCUGGUCGACUGCGUGGCUCGAUGGAAGCCGGACAAGUGGACCAAGUGUUCCAAGAGCUGCGACGGCGGAGUCAAGACUCGCAAGAUUCGCUGCCAGAGGGAGCUGGCGUACGGCAGCGUGGCCGAACUGCCGCCUUCCAAGUGCGCAUCGAGGCGCAAGCCCCGUGCCGUCAAACCCUGCAACUCCAAACCCUGUCGAGGAGUCAAAGGUUCCGUGCAGGGCGGACCCGAAAGAAAAGUAUCCCUGACUGCCGAAGGAGCAGCGUCCGUGUAUCGGGGAACGACGCUCAAGAUGCGUUGUCCAGGUGUCGUCGUCAAUGCUUCCACCGACGUCAGUAGCCGAGUGAAGUGGCUGAAGGACGGCGCGCCCGUGAAGGCAUCCUCGCGUCGCAUCGCCGUCUCAAGAAAGGGGGCGCUGCGGAUCCGCAAGAUGGACUUCGAUGACUCGGGCGUCUACGUCUGCUCGACGGGGACCUCCACGGGACAGCUCAUACUCUCCGUCAAGCCGCUCGCCUCGGAAUCUCCGGCCAAAGGUGUGGAUCAAGAGACAUUCAGUACAAAAGACCUGCGAGGAAUUGGCGUAAAACGCCCCAAAGGUGUUGACUUGCCUGCCUACAUUAAUGGUGUCGACGACGCCAAGAACAAGAAGGGAUCCAAGGUCCGCGAGGGCCAGGCGAUCCACGAGGUCAAAGGUACGCUCGAGGAUCCCAACGGCUCGGUCGGGAGCAGGCGAGCUACCACGGCGGCCUCUACCAUUCCUAGCAUUCAGACGCUGCUUUCGGACUUCCACAAAAGACUUGGCGGAGGAAGCAACCAAGUGAAGCCCGAAACCCUCGCAUCUGAGGACGAUGACGACGCCCUGAUGCACAACAGCUACGUCCUCGGCCGAGGCAAUGCGGACAGCUUGCUGUUCGAGUGGGAGACAACGCCUUGGUCCCUCUGCUCGCAGACUUGCGGAGGCGGCGGACUGCAGGUGCGUGUGGCCCAAUGCAUGGUUCGUCUGCACAACGUAUCAAAGACCGUGGACAAUACGCUCUGCGUGGAUGCCGGAAUGGAUGCGCCACUGAUAAUUCAGAGCUGCGGAACAGACAGCUGUCCACGCUGGGUGGCAGGUCCCUGGACGGAGUGCACAAAAGGACACUGCCUGGGCCUCAGCCGUGCAGUUCAAGAGCGGCCGGUGAACUGUCGACUGGCCAACGACACCAUCGUGGAGGACGAACACUGUGAUCUCACAAUUAGGCCUCAGGAUCAGCAAGAGUGCUUCAGCGAACUCUGCAGAGGCGUCUGGAAGGUCGGCGAGUGGUCCGAGUGCACAGCGACUUGCGGAGAGAGUGGCUUUCGAACGCGUAUCCUGCGCUGCGUGUGGUACGGCACGGACAAGCCCGCCGGAGACUCGUGUCGCAAUCACGACCGACCAGAAGUGCUCCAAGGCUGCGAGGCUCCACCGUGCGACGCAGCCAGGCAAAAUUGCGAAGACCACUCGCGCAACUGCCAAAUGAUCCGCCAGUUCCGCAUGUGUCACAUGAAGAACUACCACGACCUCUGUUGCGCCACCUGCGAGCGCAGCUAGAAGCUUAUUCUUCUGCCGGUUCCCACCUCUGGACGACUGCCGCGCUUCGAUGGCUGCCCGGCUCCGCCAGCACCCUGACCCAGUCGAAGAAGCAGUUGUCCAAAACGUCGCCGCCAGACACCGCUUGGUCAACCACCGUGAUCGACCAUAGCGGCAACGUCUUCGUCGCGUUUGCGUUUUUGUUCUUCGAGCUGAUUACCGAAAAAUGAUGACGUCAGAUGAGAUGUUGCGUACGUGUGGCGAUGUUUCGUGGAAAAGCCUCCCCCAGUGUGUGUUCCUUGCGAGAAGUUGUGUAGGAUGUGGCGCAGUCAAUGUACAGGUUUCAGAAUGCGCUGCAACCAGCGGUACCAGA